Molecule: messenger RNA, 1620 nt
Organism: Meyerozyma guilliermondii ATCC 6260
Lineage: Eukaryota; Fungi; Ascomycota; Pichiomycetes; Serinales; Debaryomycetaceae
Gene: RTF1
Product: Rtf1p
Exons: 1
Coding region: 1-1620 (539 amino acids)
Cellular component (GO): Cdc73/Paf1 complex
Molecular function (GO): RNA polymerase II C-terminal domain phosphoserine binding; DNA binding
Source: RefSeq, a predicted model, not a curated record
AUGUCUGAUUUGGACGACGACUUGUUGGCACUUGCCGGCGCUGGCUCCGACGGCUCUGACGUCGACUCCGAUGUCCCGUUGAAGAAACCAGACUCCAAGAAACGCAAAAAGCUCGAUGAAAGUGAUUUGGACUUUGAUGACGACGAUGACAAUCUUGCGGAAAAUGACGAUGCCACCGCCACCGCCGACUUGGUCAAUCCGUACCCGUUGGAGGGCAAGUACCGAGACGAGGAAGACAGGGAGAACUUGUUGAAUAUGGACGAAAUGAAGCGAGAAGAAAUCUUGUUCGAGAGAUCGCAAGAGAUGGAAAGUUACAACGAGAAGAUUUACUUGCAACAAAGAUUGAAGCAGCAAGCAGCCCAGGAUUCUCCGAGGGCCACGCGGUCCAGUAAGAGAAACAAGACGUCGGCUAAAACCACUUCCAAACUGGACAAGUUGAGUGAAUUGCGGAAACAACGUGAACAAAAGCAGCGCCGGAUGGAUGGUGAUUUUGACGACGACGAAGAAGAAGAAGACGAAGACGACAAUUUGGACGACGAAAUAGCCGAUCUUGGAGGCUACGAGGACGAUUAUGACGACGAGGAAGAGGUCAAAUGGGGCUCGGGCCGCUCUAAAUUUGCUCCACGAAGUUAUGUUCGUGCCUCGUUGGACGACAUCAAUAAGAUUGUUGUGGGCAGAAGUAUGCUCACCAAAUACUGUUACUACAACGGCUUCAACGAGACCAUUUUGGACUGCUUUACAAAAGUCAAUGUGGGUGUAGAUCGUGCCACCAGACAGCCGUUGUAUAGGAUGGUGCGUAUCGAUGAUGUGAAGAGUAUACCGCAGAAACCAUACUCUGUUGCAGGCUCCAAGAUCGAUUUGUACUUGACUGUCACCCAGAACAAAAAUCAAACCAAAGAAUUCCCAUUGACGGUUUUUUCAGAUUCUCCUAUUUCGACUCAGGAACUCGACCGGUACAAAAUUGAGUUGGAAAAAACUGGCGAAGAGUUGCCUUAUGUUGAUGAUGUUAACGAAAAGCACGAACUGUUGCAACACUUGACGACGAGAGGUCUUUCUGAUAAGGAUGUUAAUGAGAUGAUUGAAAGAAAGCAAAAAUUGCAGGCUAAUGUUGGUGGGUACAACGCCGUUUUUGAAAAGUCAAAGUUGCUCGAUCUUCUUAAGAUUGCCAAGCAGGAGGGAAACACAUCCAAAGCCGAGUCACUUCAGGCAAAAUUGACGGCAUUGGAAAAUACUUUGGCGUCGCAAACCAACACCAGUAAUACCUCAGAAUCUUUAAACACCAUGUCGAAAGUGAACGAAAGAAAUAGAAGACUAAACCAAAAGAAUAUUCGAAAGGCAGAGAUCAAAUCGUCACAGCUUCGAAAAGUGGUGGAAAAUAACCCCGAUGGUGGAGAUCCGUUUUCACGGUUUAAGACUGCCACCAGAGUAUUUUAUCAAGAUGUGGUUCAAGAGGAGAACAAGAAAGCUCUUGUUGAUGCGCAAUUGAGCUACCAGGAGCGAAUGGAUGAAAAGUCCAAAAACGAAGCCAAGAUUGAAAAGUCCACCUACCGAGUGUUGGGAGUGAUGGACCAAUUAAUUAAACAGGUGGAUGUAGAUUUGGGUGUGGUGACCAGUAUCUAA